Molecule: messenger RNA, 2925 nt
Organism: Acomys russatus (golden spiny mouse)
Lineage: Eukaryota; Metazoa; Chordata; Mammalia; Rodentia; Muridae
Gene: Prkar2b
Product: protein kinase cAMP-dependent type II regulatory subunit beta
Exons: 11
Coding region: 124-1374 (416 amino acids)
Biological process (GO): regulation of protein phosphorylation
Cellular component (GO): cAMP-dependent protein kinase complex
Molecular function (GO): cAMP-dependent protein kinase regulator activity
Source: RefSeq, a predicted model, not a curated record
CCAGUGCGCCGCGCUCUCAGCCGGUAGCGCCCGGGGCGCUCGCUCGGGGGCCGCGCAGCCCAAGGCCGGACCGCGGAUAAGGGGCGAGGGCGGCGCCCAGGCGCCCCGGCGUGCACAGGCAGCAUGAGCAUCGAGAUCCCGGCGGGGCUCACGGAGCUGCUGCAAGGCUUCACGGUGGAGGUGCUCAGGCACCAGCCCGCCGACCUGCUGGAGUUCGCGCUGCAGCACUUCACGCGGCUGCAGCAGGAGAACGAGCGCAAGGGCGCCGCGCGCUUCGGCCAUGAGGGCAGGACCUGGGGGGACGGGGGCGCAGCCGCCGGGGCCGGCACUCCCAGUAAGGGUGUCAACUUCGCGGAGGAGCCCAUGCGCUCCGACUCGGAGAACGGCGAGGAGGAGGAGGCCGCGGAAGCAGGGGCAUUCAACGCUCCAGUUAUAAACAGGUUCACAAGGCGUGCCUCAGUAUGUGCAGAAGCUUAUAAUCCUGAUGAAGAAGAAGAUGAUGCAGAGUCCAGGAUAAUACAUCCCAAAACUGAUGAUCAAAGAAACAGAUUGCAAGAAGCUUGCAAAGACAUCCUGCUGUUUAAGAACCUGGAUCCAGAGCAGAUGUCUCAAGUAUUAGAUGCCAUGUUUGAAAAGCUGGUCAAAGAAGGGGAGCACGUAAUUGAUCAAGGUGAUGACGGUGACAACUUUUACGUCAUUGAUAGGGGAACGUUUGAUAUUUAUGUAAAAUGUGAUGGUGUCGGAAGGUGUGUUGGUAACUACGACAACCGCGGGAGUUUUGGAGAACUGGCCUUAAUGUACAACACACCCAGAGCAGCUACAAUCACUGCUACCUCUCCCGGUGCUCUGUGGGGUUUGGACAGGGUAACCUUCAGGAGAAUAAUUGUAAAAAACAAUGCCAAAAAGAGAAAGAUGUACGAGAGCUUUAUUGAGUCCCUGCCAUUCCUCAAGUCUCUGGAGGUUUCUGAACGCCUGAAGGUGGUAGAUGUGAUUGGCACCAAAGUUUACAGUGAUGGAGAACAGAUCAUUGCUCAGGGAGACUUGGCGGAUUCUUUUUUUAUUGUAGAAUCUGGAGAAGUGAAAAUCACAAUGAAAAGAAAGGGUAAAUCAGAAGUGGAAGAGAACGGCGCCGUGGAAAUUGCUCGGUGUUUUCGGGGACAGUACUUUGGAGAGCUUGCCCUGGUCACUAACAAACCAAGAGCAGCAUCUGCACAUGCCAUUGGAACUGUCAAAUGUUUAGCUAUGGAUGUGCAAGCAUUUGAAAGGCUUUUGGGACCUUGCAUGGAAAUUAUGAAAAGGAACAUCACCACCUACGAAGAACAAUUAGUCGCACUGUUUGGAACAAACAUGGACAUUGUUGAGCCCACUGCAUGAAGCUAAAGUAUGGAGCAGAGAGACCAUUAGGGGAAAGUUGCAUAGUAGUGGUCAGUCCACCCAGAAUGUGUUUGUGUAGAUGCCGAGCAUUUUCUGUGAUUUCAGGUUUUUCCUUUUUUAAACAAGAAACCUUUACAAUGUAUCAGUGAACAGUAGUGAUUUAAUAGUCAGUAGGCUUUAACAUCACUUUCUAAUGGGUAGUUCAUAAAUCAACAGAAUCAUAAAAAUGACUUUCUAUUCCAUAAAAAUUAUUUGACUUAAAGUUUUAUUCAAAUGGUUAAUAUAUUGAAAGCAUACAUGUUUAAGGAGAUAAUUAAAAGAUGUAAUCAUAGGCCAACCUGUGUGUUUGGAUUAUUCAAAUAUAUUGCUGACUGUGCCCGUUUAAGAGGGAAGCUGGUUUCAUGCGAUUUAACAUGGCAUCACAUUCUUUUUAUAAUUCAUCAUAUAGUCAUGUGUCAGUCAUUUCAUUUUCUAGUUUUUCUGGCUUGAUAAGUUCUGUGUUAGCCUUGACCUAUUGGUGGAAUGGUAUGAAACAUCAUAUGCAAUUUUAAAAUUUUUUAUAUUUUUGCAAUAAUGUACAUUUUGACUUCUUUGACAAAUGUCAGUCAGUAGCCUACGUAAUCGAGUGGCUUUUGAGGCUGGUAAUUUAGUCAUUAUGAUGCCUGGGCAAAGAGUCUUUUAAUAUCAAAGAUCAUAAAUACAUUUUCCAUCAUCAAAUAUAUCUUAUCACAUCUUCCUUUUUAUUUUGCAACUCCCUGUAUUCUUUAUAAAUUGCAUUUUGACACAAUGUCACAAAAGGUUUUUUUUUUUUUUGAAGGCUAUUUAAGCUUAAAUCUGACUUUUUGUCCUCUAAAAGUCCUGCAUAUUUAGAAAAAGGAAAUUUUUCCUAUCAAGAAAAAGGAAAACUUUCUUAUCAAAAAUUGUCUGGAAUUCCUACGCACAUGCCCACAGAAGGUUGCUUUGCUCUUUAUGGUCCAAGUACUGCAGUGCUGUGCACAUUCUGUGCCGGUGGUUUUCUGUUCUUGUCAUGAUCACCAACCAGCAAGCUCGUGAUCAGCAGCCAAUCAAGUGUGUUUGUUGUUUCCAGCCUUCACACACUCUGCUGCAGUGGUGGAGAUAAGUCUGUAUACAAGCAAAGCCAUGCACGGUGAUUGGUGGAAUUUUGGUCUAUACUUCACUUUAGGCUUUGUCCUUGCUUUAAAGUCAAGUCAGUUAAAAGUACACAGAGGACAAGCUUUUUCUUUGGUCACCAAGAUGCUUAUUUUUAUGCCAAAUAUGAUGAAUUGUUAUAUACAACCAAAGCAAUAUACUUUUACCUGAUUUUCAGGCCCCAUGACUAAAUGUCUAGAGACAUUCUCACCGGUUAUGCACCUUUCAAUCGGUAGCUUCAUUUUGGGAAACAUGUUUCUGAGGAACAGAGGGAUCUAUAUAUGUUAAAUUCAUCUAUGGCUGUCGUGAUCUUAUAAGAGAAUGGUUAUAGUCCUACUUGUACAUGGAAACGUGGCUUGAAUGUUAAUUUGGUAACGCAUAAACACGAAGUUCAAGCAUGUU